AAGGCGCCGGCCCGAAAUCUCAAGGAAGCUCGAGUGGCUUCACACCAGUGACAUAUGGCGCUCGAGAACCCAUUGUUGUCGUUGCUUGCAACUAAUCCACACCCAUUGCUCCAGCCUACAUCCGAAUACAAUGCCGCAGCGCUUUCGCUAGCAAAGCUAUACCUCGAUCCGCUUGCGCAGUCCAUAAGCGACAUACAGACUCAGCGCCAGAAGGAAAAUCGCAAGAAGCGCAAGCGGGGCACGAAGGAGGAUAUAGACGAAAGACCUCUGCAGUUGAAGAGGCUGCAUGUUGACGGCUUCAAAGUCGAUCAAGUGCAUGAGCAAGUCAGACGAGUGCUAGAUGCUGCAGCCAAGGAGAUUCGACUGGGCUUGAAAAAUCUGCCCUCGAGUGGAGGGGUGGCCAUCGACGAGGCGAACAGCAAAAAACGUGUGCACUUUAAGGACGAAAAUCUCGAAUACGACGAAGAUUUACUAGAAGAUGGCGGGUUUCACACCGAUGAGAACUCGGAUUCUGAAGGGGACAACGAAUCAUCAGAUGAAGAUGUGGAUAUGUUAGAGGAAGAUGGCGAUGACAAUAACGACGAUGAGUCAGACGGUGAAGACAUCGAGACUGUCUCUAGUGAGGAAGACGAUUCAGAAGCAUCUCUUGGCUCCGAUGACGAAUCGGCAGAAGAGUUUGUGGAGGAUAAGUUCGGAUUAAACGACGGUUUCUUCUCAAUAGACGACUUCAACCGUCAAUCGGAAUUUUUAGAGCAGGCAGACCUUAACAACCAAGACGACGGUGCGGCCAGCGAUGAAGAGGAUGUCGAUUGGAGUGCAGAUCCAUUUGCCACUAAUUUGUCAAAGCCAGGGAAGGCUCGAGAUCUUGACGAGGGUGAAGACGAAGACGAGGACGAUGAUGAUGGGCCUACUUUUGGCGACAUGGAUCUUGAUGCUCCCCAAGGCUUCAGUGAGAACGAAGACGAUAAUUUGGAAGACGCCGUCGACGUCGACAUGGAUCGCGCAGACGAUCUCUCUAAUGCCAAUAACAUCAUGUACAAGGACUUUUUCAAACCGCCAGCAAGGAAAGGAGGUGAAAAACGCAAGGGAAAAAACGGAAACUCAAAGAAGCAUGAUUCCCAGGCAAAGAGCACGAGCGAGGAUAUGGAGGUGGACAUUUCCCGCACCAUGGCAGCCGUGCACCGUGAUCUUUUCUCUGAUGAGGAGGACGUCGAUGAUGACGAUGACUUAUCUGAAGUUGACGAGUUCGACCCAAAGUCUCGACGCUCCAAUCACGAAAGGCGACAAGCCAAGCUCCUGCAAGAGAUUCGCCGCCUUGAAGCCGAAAAUGUAGCGAAACGCGAGUGGACCAUGUCAGGUGAAGCGCGGGCAGUAGAUCGACCUCAAAAUUCUCUGCUGGAGGAGGAUCUCGAGUUCGAGCGAGCAGGCAAACCUGUGCCAGUCGUCACGCAGGAAGUUAGUGAGGACAUCGAAGCGCUUAUCAAGCGGCGCAUUUUGGCACGUGACUUCGACGAGGUCCUACGUCGCAGGCCGGAUGAACUGCUCACGGGACCUUUGGGUCGUCGUGGUCGCAUUGAAGAGGAACUGCAGGACACCAAGUCGAAGAAGGGUCUCGCGGAACUGUACGAGGAAGAGCACCUCCGCCGGACGGAUCCCAAUUACGUGGAUGGCCGCACGGAACAGCUCAAGGCAUCACAUCGAGAGAUCGAGAAUUUGUGGAAGGACAUCGUGGACAAGCUUGACUCGCUAAGCAGUUGGCACUACAGACCCAAACCUGUGGAGGUGAACAUCCAGGUCCGCACCGAUGCACCUACAAUCAGCAUGGAAGACGCACGGCCGAGCGGCGUGGGUGGCGACGUCGCUGUGACCAGCCAGCUUGCACCGCAAGAGGUGUACAAAGCUGGACAGGACAGAGGAAAGGACGAGAUCGUCACCAAAGGGGGCGAGGUGAUUGCGAGAGACGAGAUGAGCAGGGAAGAAAAGAAGAGUCGGAGGGCAAGGCAAAAGGAGCGGGCCAAGAAAGCGAGCAAGAACCAGCCUGUAGCAGCUGCAAACGGUAAGACAGCAGAUGGUGGUAGCAAGAAAGCGAAGAGCAAGAAGGAGAAGAACGAGCUGGUAGGAGACUUGAAGAAGGCCGGCGUCAUGGUAAUCGGACGGAAGGGAGAGUUGGUCGACGUGGAGGGCAAGGAGGUGAAGGGAAAGAAGGCGCUGGGUGCUGGGGCUUUGAAGCUGUGAAGUGUAUGUCGAACAGUCGAACAGAAAUGGAUGCCGGUUCCAAUGGAUCAUGCUCUGCGCUCCAGUUCC
Verruconis gallopava is the source of this 2304-nucleotide messenger RNA. RefSeq lists its product as uncharacterized. Gene Ontology annotation, biological process: rRNA processing. The transcript has a single exon. The record is from RefSeq and is a predicted model, not a curated record. NCBI's taxonomy places the organism in Eukaryota, Fungi, Ascomycota, Dothideomycetes, Venturiales, Sympoventuriaceae. Gene Ontology annotation, cellular component: Mpp10 complex; sno(s)RNA-containing ribonucleoprotein complex; nucleus. Bases 55 to 2235 code for a protein of 726 amino acids.